Messenger RNA from Olea europaea var. sylvestris, 941 nucleotides. RefSeq names its product thylakoid lumenal 15 kDa protein 1, chloroplastic. Lineage: Eukaryota; Viridiplantae; Streptophyta; Magnoliopsida; Lamiales; Oleaceae. Bases 73 to 690 code for a protein of 205 amino acids. The record is from RefSeq and is a predicted model, not a curated record. The transcript has 7 exons. Gene Ontology annotation, cellular component: chloroplast thylakoid.
ACACGUCAUUUGAAAUAACAAAAUUUGUGCUUGUACGGCUUAUCCAAAAAGAGCAGGAGUCCCGGUUUAUCAAUGGCGAUUCUCAAUCUCUGUUUGUGUUCCAAAUUCUCAACAAAUCCAAACCCCAAAACUAUUUCCUUCAACAAUUCAGCAUCUCCAUCAAAACCCAUAAUAUCUUCUCUCUCCCUCUCCAGCCCUCGUGCUCCGCAGGGCCCUCAAAUUCAAAAUCAUUUGUCUUCUUUGUGUGAAUCAAUCUCUAAAGCGAGUGUUCUUGUUGUUCUUUCUGCUUCAAUUGUCUUUGCUUCAAAUCCUGCUCUUGCAUUUAAGGGUGGAGGGCCAUACGGUGCAGAAGUGACCAGGGGACAAGAUCUUACAGGUAAAGAUUUUAGUGGCAAAGCUUUGAUCAAGCAAGAUUUCAAAACGUCAAUACUGAGGCAAGCCAAUUUCAAAGGGGCUAAGUUAUUAGGAGCCAGCUUCUUUGAUGCUGAUUUAACAGGGGCAGAUCUUUCUGACGCUGAUCUUAGAGGAGCAGAUUUCUCCCUGGCCAAUGUAACAAAGGCAAAUUUGAGCAAUGCCAACCUGGAAGGAGCACUUGCAACUGGCAACACAUCUUUUAAGGGUGCAAUUAUAACGGGUGCAGGCACAAAGGGAUUUGCAAUCUCCUCACCCAGCAAAACUAGUGCCCUGUAAAUGAAAGAUCACAUUCAAUACAUACAUUUUUGAAUAAUGCUGCUUGUACAUAAUGAAGUUAAAUAAUGGUUACAUACACACGAGGCAUCAGAAUGAGAGGGGAAUUUUUAUUUUAUUUUUUAAUUAUUUGGUUGAAGAAACGCUUACCCAAUCAUAUGUCGUCACAUCAUGUGUAUGUAAAUCAUUAUGUACAUGUAGCACAACCGACAUUUUUUCCUGAAAGUUUCUAUAUAAAAGAAUCUUGUUUGGUA